AACAAUAAUCUAAUCAAAAGAAAAUAAAAGAGUAAGAAAAAUGGCAAAUGACAGAAACGUUAACUGGCAGUUCAGCGGCAGUGAUGCGGCCAAGGCCGCCUCAGCUGCCUCGCUAGGCACUUACACAUCUAAACUCUUUGCUCUGUGCAAUCCUAACGGAAAUCCCAUUUUGCCUCCUCGAGGUGAAACCGCCGAGACUAGUCAUACCGCUGAAAAGGCUGUCGUUAAAGCCGUCCUAUGCGGCACUGGAAACUCAUAUGCUCCCAGUAUUGGCCUUCCGAAGGCCAAAUGUGCCGUAGCAAACUACCUAAGCAGAGAUCUUCCAAAUAAACUGUCAGCUGAUGACGUUUUUAUGACUGUCGGAUGCAAACAAGCCAUCGAACUUGCGGUUAAUAUCUUGGCAAAACCAAAUGCCAACGUUUUGCUUCCCAAGCCAGGCUUCCCAUGGGACGUAGUCCGUUCCAUCUACGAGAACCUCGAGGUCCGCAACUACGAGUUCCUCCGCGAAAAGGACUAUGAGAUUGACCUAGACAGCGUCCGAGCGGCAGUGAAUGAGAACACAUUUGCGAUAUUUAUAAUCAAUCCGCACAAUCCCAACGGGAACACCUACUCUGGAUAUCAUCUAGAGCAGAUCGCUCUCUUGGCUCGAGAACUCGGGAUAAUGGUUGUUUCUGACGAAGUUUUUCGAUGGACGGUGUUUGGGAGUAAUCCUUUUGUUCCCAUGGGGAAGUUUUCGUCCAUUGUACCGGUUAUUACACUCGGGUCCAUAUCAAAGGGAUGGACUGUCCCCGGAUGGCGAACUGGCUGGGUCGCUCUGCACGAUCUAGAUGGCGUCUUUAAAACCAAAAAUGUUUUUGAUGCUGCAAAACAGUUCCUUGAGAUUGAUUCUAAACCAGCAACUGUUAUUCAGGCGGCUAUUCCCACCAUCUUGAAGGAUACUCCUAAAGAGUUCUUCGAUAAGAGGCAGAGCUUUCUGAAAGAUAAAGCUGAUUUUGCAUAUUCUAAGCUCAAGGGCAUACCUUCCCUCACCUGCUACAUGAAACCUGAAGCAUGCACCUUCUUAUGGACUGAGCUGAACUUAUCAUCCUUUGUGGACAUUAAAGAUGAUGAAGACUUUUGUGAAAAGCUUGCUACCGAGGAAAACCUCGUCGUUUUACCGGGGAUUGCAUUUAGUCUGAGGAACUGGGCGAGGCACUCUAUCGACAUGGAUACUCCAACUUUGGAGGAUGCAUUUGGAAGAUUGAAGAGCUUUUGUGACCGCCACUCCAUUUUAGGUGAAGCUCCACCCAAAGACGUCAAUGGGGUCAACUAAAUGGUUCUUAUCUUCUUAUGGAAGCCAGAGUCUUAGUUAUAUGCUAUAAUAAUAAAAUGGGUGUUUUGCUUUUUUGAAUAAUAAUGAACACCUCUCGAGUGUGUCACGGAAUAAAUAAAUGGUGUCCUAUAGUACCCGUCAAUCAUGUAAUGUUUUCUCAUCGUUGGGCAU
Raphanus sativus (radish) is the source of this 1483-nucleotide messenger RNA. RefSeq names its product cystine lyase CORI3-like. Bases 41 to 1312 code for a protein of 423 amino acids. The transcript is spliced from 7 exons. The record is from RefSeq and is a predicted model, not a curated record. Gene Ontology annotation, biological process: biosynthetic process; amino acid metabolic process. NCBI's taxonomy places the organism in Eukaryota, Viridiplantae, Streptophyta, Magnoliopsida, Brassicales, Brassicaceae. Gene Ontology annotation, molecular function: transaminase activity; pyridoxal phosphate binding.